Molecule: messenger RNA, 357 nt
Organism: Alternaria rosae
Lineage: Eukaryota; Fungi; Ascomycota; Dothideomycetes; Pleosporales; Pleosporaceae
Exons: 1
Coding region: 1-357 (118 amino acids)
Source: RefSeq, a predicted model, not a curated record
AUGUCAACACAGGCUGCACAACUGCUCGAGCAGCAACUGUUCACUGCUCUCAAGACACAAAUCGUAGGCCUUGCGACGCCUCUUUAUGGCACAAGACCGGAAGAUGCAUCCAAAGUCUACGAUGUAAUCACCUACAGCAUGCAGACGGGUAAUUGGAAGACGGAACAUAGGACGAUCCCUAACGUCGCGGGUGUAGGCGAAGGAGGACAAGAGGGCGAGCAUGAGCAUGGGGGUGAGGAAGGGGACAGCAUGGACAACAAGCGUCGCGCCAAAGGCGGCAGGAUGGAGAAUGCCAGCGAAGACCUGGAGCAGACCGGCUGGAGUCCGAGGCUGUCGUCUAUCAUCGAAGAGGUGUAG